UCUGUCAGAAAAUUACGAAAUUACGGAGCGGACUUAGUUCUGUGAUUUUUUUUUUAUUAUAUUAUAGUGUUCAUAAUUAUUAUUUUACAAAUUUAUUCACAAUGUCAGAAAAUAAAGAUGUCGCUAAAAAUGAUGUCGAUCCUGAACUCGAUGAUUUAUUGGACAGUGCCUUACAAGACAUGACAAAGAAACCAGACCAGACGCCCCAGUCAGGUGACAAUACAAAUGUUCAAAAUAUGUGGAGCGAAGAAUUUAUUAAGGAAGCCGCAGCACAGUUCGAAAGCAACAUGGCUGCCAUUCUCGGUGGAUUUAGUGGUGUACCAGAGGACCAAAUAUCACAGGAACAAAUUGCGCAAACAUUUUCAAAGAUGGCCGAAGCAGCAGCACAAGUAUUAAAACCUCCUACCGAAGGCAGUGAGCAGGAAACAGCGCCAAGUGAUCCAGUAGUAAAAGAGAAAAUUGAUGAGGUAUCAGCAGCAAUAUCACAAACUCUACAGAAUUUAAAUACUAAUCAGGAAUCACUACAGACACCAUUCUCUGAACAAGACCUAGCGAGUAUGUUCAAUAAUUUUAACCUCAGUGAAGGAAACCAGGACAGCAACAUGUUUGUACCAUUCAUGCAAGGUAUGAUGCAGUCGCUAUUGUCAAAGGAGGUCCUGUAUCCUUCAUUGAAGGAAUUACUCGAGAAAUAUCCGUCUUGGUUAGCGGAGAACAAAGGGAAAAUAGACCAAGCAGAGUAUGAAAGAUUCGAAAAGCAACAGUCGUUGAUGCAACAAGUCUGCGCUGAAUUAGAACCGGAGCAAGAAUCGGAUCCAGAAGAUGUUAAGCGGAAAAGAUUCGAGACGGUACUGAGGUUGAUGCAACAGAUGCAAGACCUAGGCCAACCCCCUACAGAACUGGUGGGAGAUAUAUCUGCUCCCCCAGAGGGUUUCAUGGCGGCCGCAAAUACAGAAUCACAGUGUUCAAUAAUGUAGUGAACGAACUUUGUCGUGAUCGUGGUCAUUUUCAUGAUUGUGAUCAUAACUGUGUCGUGGUCGGCCAGAUAUUGUAUUACAAUUGUUAUGAUCGCCCCGGUUUUGAUAUUUCGUGUCGAUUAGUUUAUUCAUUGCAACACUAGCGGUGCCUUAAGGUUUUACUCGCAAAUUAUAUGAUAGUCUCGAAUUUGCGAUAAAUUAGGUAAUGUAAGUUAAUUCCGUCUUUACAAUUAUCUUAUAUUAUACUCAAUAAAUGAUAGAAGCACUUACAAGCUUUUAAAA
Melitaea cinxia (Glanville fritillary) is the source of this 1256-nucleotide messenger RNA. RefSeq names its product peroxisomal biogenesis factor 19 (gene Pex19). The transcript has 8 exons. The record is from RefSeq and is a predicted model, not a curated record. NCBI's taxonomy places the organism in Eukaryota, Metazoa, Arthropoda, Insecta, Lepidoptera, Nymphalidae. Gene Ontology annotation, cellular component: peroxisomal membrane; peroxisome. Gene Ontology annotation, biological process: protein import into peroxisome membrane. The coding region runs from base 102 to 974 and encodes 290 amino acids.